CCGCCGUCCGUCAGUAAUCCCGCUCCCAUCAAUGAGUAUAGAUUUAUCUCUAAUACUUCAACUUUUAGUCCGGUGGAAAAUCCAGAUUUGCGCCUCGACGAGCCCCCCUUCCCCCUGGGCGAGGAACGUAAGGCAAAGCUCCCUUUCUUCACUCUCCCUCCCUCCGUCCCUCCUCCCUCCCUUGGGUGUCGUUGCGUCGAUCCCAUCUCGGCGGAUUGGAUGAAGUGUAGCCUGUCUGUCGUGUUGCUCUCAUGAUGGCUCCUGCGCCCGCGUCGCAUGGUCUUUUUGUUGUUGUUGUUGCCGCUUUUCAAACGGUGAACGUGUUUAAAUCGCAACGCGCGUGUAAAUCGUAGCUGCUUUCGCUCGUGUCAGAUCCUCCGCGGGCAAAACCAGGAUGGAGAGAUGCUGCCUGACCUGCUGAGCUCCUCCAGAAUCCUGUGUGUGUUGCUCUGGAUUCCAAGCAUCUGCAAAAUCUUGCAUCCUUUCCAGCUUGACAACGUCUCUCCUGUAAUAAGAGUGUAAGAUUGUCUGCCUAUAACAUGGUGUCCUGACGUGUUCUGAGCAACGUAUUGUGGAGGUACAGUGCUAUAACAAUUGCUUGCUGAGAUGGUAUUUUCCCAGACAUUUCCCAGACUGUUGUUGGAAAAAGACUUGAGAAUGUCUAAGUUAAAAAAGCGCAGCGUGUCGAGGUUGCUACAACCGGAAUAUUUCUGAGAGUUCUGAAAGCCAUGGAUAGAUGUAAGCAUGUGGGGCGGCUGAGACUGGCCCAGAAUCACUCCAUACUGAACCCCCAGAAGUGGCAUUGUGUGGACUGCAACACCACCGAAUCUGUUUGGGCGUGUCUUAAAUGCUCCAAUGUGGCGUGUGGCCGCUACAUCGAAGAGCAUGCACUCAAACACUUUAAGGAAACUCGGCAUCCUCUGGCAAUGGAGGUCAAUGAACUCUAUGUCUUUUGUUAUCUCUGUGAUGACUACGUGUUGAAUGACAAUGCCACGGGGGACUUAAAACUGUUGAGAAGCACGUUGAGUGCAAUAAAGAACCAAAAGUACAGUCCGACGGCACGCACUGGCAGGGCACUGCGAUCGUUGGCUUGUGGGGAAUCUCCUUGUACUUUGCAGAAGGGCAGGAAGGGGCAGACUCACAGUACGGAGCAGAUGUUCACUGCCCUCUGGCACAGGAGGCAGUCUUUACUAACGAAGGCGAUGCGCACUUGGUUCGAGCAGACCACCAGCGGGAAGCGUCGGCUCGAGGAGAAGCGGCUGCAGGAGGAAAUGGAGAGGCGGAAGGAGGAAGCGAGGAAGCGCAGGCAGGAGCUGAAACGCAAGUUCAUGGAAGAGCUCGCCAACACUCCUCCGAGGAAGAGCGCGCGGAUCCUAUUUCAGAUUCAGAAGGAGGAACAUAUCACAAGAAAAUGCAAAAAACCAACUGUAAGAAAGGUGCUACUAACUGCCCCUACCUCAAAACGACAAAGGAACAAAAUGAAGCGCUAUUAUGCUGCCAGGCGUAAGCCCGUGGUAACACCCGGUGUUACGGGUCUGAGGAACCUGGGUAACACCUGCUACAUGAACUCCAUCCUGCAAGUGCUGAGCCAUUUGCAGAAGUUCAGAGAAUGUUUCUUAACCCUUGAUCUCUGUGAGACUGAAGAAUUACUGGCCAGGACCACGAACGGGAAAACGAGGUUGUCUAACAAGGUCACUCUGGGGAUUGGUCCUGCUCAUUGCAUAGCGGAAAGAAAGCAUCAUGUGGGAACUUCAGGGAGAUACAGUAUGCCAUCUGGUUUGAACGGAGGUGCCUCCGUGGCCAGGAGCCUGGAACUGAUUCAGCCCAAGGAGCCUAGCUCGAAGCACAUCUCUCUUUGCCAUGAACUUCACACCCUCUUCCGAGUGAUGUGGUCUGGGAAAUGGGCUUUGGUGUCCCCGUUUGCUAUGUUACACUCUGUAUGGAGCCUGAUCCCAGCGUUCAGGGGCUACGGUCAGCAAGACGCUCAGGAAUUUCUCUGUGAGUUAUUGGACAAGGUGCAGCAGGAGCUGGAAUCGGAAGGCACCAAGCACAGGAUCCUCAUUCCGUUCUCGCAGAGGAAGCUCACCAAGCAGGUUCUCAAGGUGGUGAACACCAUCUUCCACGGGCAGCUGCUCAGUCAGGUCACAUGCCUGACAUGCAACUACAAAUCCAACACAAUUGAACCAUUUUGGGAUCUUUCACUGGAAUUUCCAGAGCGAUAUCAUUGUCUUCAGAAGGGUGCGAACCAGCAUAAAGAAUGCACCCUGACAGAAAUGCUGGCAAAGUUUACAGAAACCGAGGCGCUGGAGGGGAGGAUUUACGCCUGCGACCAGUGUAACAGCAAACGGCGAAAAUCCUCACCAAAGCCUCUUGUCCUGACAGAAGCUCAAAAACAGCUAAUGAUAUAUAGACUACCUCAGGUCCUCCGUUUGCACCUUAAACGAUUCAGCUACUGUGUUUUUAGGUGGUCUGGGCGCAACCAUCGUGAAAAGAUAGGGGUGCACGUCAGCUUCGACCAGGUGUUAAACAUGGAGCCUUACUGCUGUGGGGAUUCUUCCUCCGCUCUCGGCAAGGAAAGCUUCAUCUAUGACCUCUCGGCUGUGGUGAUGCAUCAUGGGAAAGGAUUUGGCUCAGGACAUUACACUGCAUACUGCUACAACACCGAGGGAGAAUUUUGGGUCCACUGUAAUGACUCCAAGCUAAAUGUGUGCAGUGUGGAGGAAGUUUGCAAGACCCAAGCCUAUAUUCUCUUUUACACUCAAAGAACCAUGCAGAGCAAUGUGGAGUUUGUCACAGAAAUGCAUUCUGAACCUCAGGUGCCAACUCGGAAUUCAGAAAAGAACAGGAGACUGACCUUCCCCUAGAACAGGGAAUAUAAACCGUGAAUGGAACCCUCUGAAGCCACCCAGCAUCGUCCGGCGGCAUUCACGUUGGGGCUGAUUAAACGCUGUUGUUUUCUCAUGUGGGCUACACAAAAUGCCCUGGGGCUCGUUUACCGAAGCAUAUAUAGCUUUCCUAUGCAUACAAUGGUAGGAUUUAAUUCUGUACUUGUCAAUUAAAAACGUGGUCUUUUCAAAGUGUCCACCUGCCCCAAGCCGGGGAUAUGGCCGUCUGCUGUAUCAACAGUCUUGCAGUCAGGUCUCUCUGGAUAUUAUUUCCGUCGUUGUUGAUUUCGUCUCGUAAUUUGUGUUACUAGUUGGUCCUUCAAUGCCACCAUUUCGCACUCUCAUCUUCAUCCUCCAUCUCCCAGAAGGUGCCUUUGUUUUCCACUUGGUCCAUUCAGUGAUGCAGGUACACAGGUUUCAGCAUAUCCCCAAUGUAAAAGAUGUUCCCCGUGGUGCUAUACCAGGCCGAUCAUUAACUGUGUUCACGCAAUGACCCAGGGGCUGUCCAGCCUCUCACACUGAAUGUUCACUACUUAGCACAGCCUCCAGCAGACCCACUACGACCGGCUGCCAAAGUCACAGAGCAGCAGGGAAGCCUUGUCGUAUUUGCUCCCGGCUGCGUGACUUCACACUUCCACCAGAAGGACUUGCGUUGUGAUGAGUAGCUGUCACAACACCGGUCCGCUUGCCAGCGAUACCAGCAGCCCGUGAGAAAGUCACCUUCUAUGGUAAGAGUGAAACCCCGGCCAGAUUCAAAACACUUGAGUGUUGGGAGCAAACAUGGGUGAAGUGAUUUCACACUGUUCUGCGCAAGUGGUUCCGUAAUGAGGCUGCUGGAUUUUAUACAAGAAUAGGAAUUGUUAGUAUUAUGGACAAAAGAACUCUGCCGCUAAGGCAGUGUAUGUGUAGCUGAUCAUGCAGCUCUGUAAAUGUAUAUUAAGACUUUUUGAAAUAAAUGUGGGAGAUUAAAUCAUUUUUAUUCAAUGUGAUCUUGUGUGUGAGUAUUGUAGAUUACUGGUUUUUGCUUCUGAAAAUUGUGAGACCUCUGUGUUCACUAUAUUUUGGUUCACUGUAAGGAUUUUGUAAAUUGCAGGGGACAUUGUUCAGAACAAAAUAGAAAAUGCAACAUUCGACUGCCCAGUCACCUGUAAAGUAAAACGUUUGAAUGUCCACUGAGCUUUCAGAGAAGUGUACCUCAAAGGCUGGUUGUUCCAGGAGGGUUGAACAUAGACGGCUAGAGUUCCUGUAUUACACACACAAAAUGCUGGAGGAACUCAGCAGGUCAGGCAGCAUCUGUGGAGGGAAUAAUCUGUCGAGGUUUUGGGCAGAGAGAGUCUUGAUGAAGGGUCUCGUCCCCCAAUUUUUUUUUUUUGCUGCCCAUUAUGCUGCUGGCACUUAAGGUAGCAAUGAUGGUCCUCUUUCAUUGUGUCAGUAACUUCCUCUCUGUUUUCACUACGGUUAGUCUUGCAAGUCCCAGUUGGAGACUCAGGAAUAUCGUCGCUCUCAGAUGCAGUAGGUUUCUUGGAUUCUUUUAUUGCUGUUUCCUUAACAGUUUUGUUUGACCAGUCAGGGUUGUUGGCCCUGAGCUGAACCCCUGAAUCAGGAGGACCAGUGGACCACUCUUAGUCUGUCCUCUACCCUCUGACCUGUUUGGCCUGGGUGACCCUACCAAGAGUCAAAGCAUAAAGCCCCCACUCUGGUCAACAUAGCUCUCUGGGUCAUUGAGGCACGCAAGUCUCCAAACCACAACAUGGUUGUGGUCCUCUUGGAGAUUGUCCCAAAUAUCUUGUUUAUUUCCCCUCCAUAGAUGCUGCCUGACCUACUGAGUUCCUCCAGUAUUUUGUGUGAGUUGCUCUUUGUUAAUGGGUCAGUUAACUGGUGCGAUGGUGGUAGUAUCCCAGGAUUGGAUGGGUGCCAGACUCUGUGGCUCUUGCAUGAAGUUGAGUGCGUGCUAUCAGUCAGAUCCAGGUGAUGUGGGAUGCACAGGAGAUACGCUUGUUCAAUGGGAGUGCAGUGUCAGAGAAGGGAAAUAAGCGUGUGUUAGUCACUGUGUCAGCAGGUCAGAACCAAGAGCUACUCUUGGGUUUUGGUACUGGGUUAGUGAAGGAUUAACGAAAUACCUUUUGUUUUUUGACUUUUUGUACUGUACAGCAGCAAAUUUAGGUAUAGUUUCAUCAGGGUUUACAAAUUUACUGAACUUGUUGUUUGUUUUUGCAUGUGAGUGGUUUCAAGAUAUUAAAAAUCUAUCUCUCUGUCUUUAUUCUGUCCUGAAAGUACUCACUCAGACCAGACACUAUGCCGAGUCUGUGAAAUAGAUCUCACUCAGCGUCCUUUUCUUAUCCUCCAUCCGACAGCUUGCAGUGCAAUCGUUAGACAGCACACUGAAUGGCCACUUUAUUAGGUACAGGAGUGGAAACCAGGGUGACCUUCUAUAGCUGAAGCCCAUUCACUUCAAGGUUCGAUGUGUUGUACAUUCAGAGAUGCUUUUCUGCCCACUACUGCUGUAACGUGUGCUUAUUUGAGUUACUGUUGCCUUCCUGUCAGCUUGAACUGGUCUGGCCGUUCUCUGCUGACCUUUUCCAUUACAAGGCAUUUUCACCCACAGAACUGCUACUCACUGGAUGUUUUUAGUUCAUCGCACCAUACUUUGUGAACUCUGGAGUAGGGGUUCCCAACCUUUUAUAUCUCAGGGACCCCUACCAUUAACCAAGGGGUCCAUGGACCCCAGGUUAGGAACCCCUGCACUAGAGACUGUUGUGCAUGAAUAUCCCAGGAGAUCAGCAGUUUCUGAGAUACUCAGACCACCCCAUCUGGCACCAAUAGUCAAACUCAAAGUCAGAACAAUCACAAAGUCACUUUGAUCACAUUUCUUCCCCAUUCCGAAUUUUGAUCUGAACAACAACUGAACCUUUUGACCAUGUCUGCAUGCUUUUAUGCAUAGAAUUGUACCAUGUGACUGGCUGAUUAGAUAUUUGCAUUAACAGAUAUCUAACAAAUACCUAAUAAAGUGGCCAAUGAGUGUAGAGAAGACAGUUCAGUGUUUGUGGAGACUAGACGUUUAAUUUCACUUUCCAAUUUAACUUCCCCCGUGUUCAUUAUUGCAUUGCAGAGCAUCUUAAUCAUCCCUUCCCCCUCACACUUUCCACCAUAAAACUCCUUGAGCUCUAUUUAUCCACUUUCACUUCAUGCAGUCGGUUUGAACAGGUUUAAUGCCUUUUGCUCUGCUGCUUGUAAGGUGAUACAGACUGCGCAGGCUGCUUGUUAUAUGACUGACUACUUCAGCAGGAAAAGCACUGUAUUCUUUAUUCACCUUCUGUAUGAGUCCCUUCUCUGCCCUGCUAGCACUCUUGCAGAACCCUCGACGAGCAAUGCUGCCAACGUAGAGCAUAGAACAGUCCAGGCCCUUUGGACUUCUUGUUGUGCCGACCGUCUAUCCUUCUCCAGGAUCAAUCUAACCCUUCCCUGCCACGGUGCCCUUCAUUUCUCUGUCAUCGAUGUGCUCAUCUCAGAUAAUGUGUCUGUCUCUAUCACCACCCUGGCAGUGUAUUCCACGCACCCCCCUCCCCCACCGCACUUUCCUCCCAAUAACUUAAAGUUUUGCCCACUUGUAUCAGCCAUUUCCGCCCUUGGAAAAAGUCUUGGGCUGUCCAGACGUUCAGACUGAACAUCAGAAUGGGGAAGAGAUGUGAUUAAGUGACUUUGGCCAGACAGGGUAGUUUGAAAAUGCCGAUCAUAUUAUAUACUUCAAUCAAGUCACCUCUCAUCCUCCUCCUUUUCAAAGAGCAAAGCCCAAGCUUGUUCAAUGUGUCCUCAUAGGACAUACUCUUUAAUCUAGUUAGCAUCCUAGUAAAUCUCCUCUGCACUUUCUGUAAAGCCUCCAAGCCCUUCCUGUAAUGAAGCACCCGGGAAUGAACACAAUACUCCAAAUGUGGUCUGACUGGGAUCUUAUAAAGCUGCAACAUUACCUUGAGGCUCUUGAAGUCAAUUCCCCUGACUAAUGAAGAACAAUGCACCAUAAGCCACCUUAACUGCUCUCAACUUGCACAGCAACUUUGAGGGAUCUGUGGUCAUGAACCCGAAGAUGCCACUGUUUCCCCAAUCCUGCCAUUAACCCUGUAAGCUGCCUUCACUUUGGCCCUUUCAAAGUGAAUCACUCACACUUUUCUGGAUUGAACUCCAUCUGCCACUUCUCAGCCCAGCUCAGCAUCUUGUUAAUGCCCCAUUGUAACCCAUGCCAACCUUCACACUCCACAACACCGCCAUCCUUCAUAUCACCUGCAAACUUGCUAACCCGCCCUUCCACUUCAUUUAUAAAAAUCCCACGAAGAGCAGGGGGCGGCAGAGCAGAUCCCCAGGUGCCAACUUUUUGCAUUCUAUUGGUACUGUCAAAAAGGCACAGUUUGAACCAUAUCUCAGCAAUAAACUGGAUCAACAAUGCUAUCUGUGACAUGAACCCAGUGAAUGUUUUAACUGUGAUGCAGAAGUGCUGGCGUUGGAUCCAGAGAUGUUAGUGUUUUUUCCUAAUAUGUGUCGAAGUCCGCUCAUUUGUGAGUCUGUGCUGAAAGCGAAUCUGUACACAGAGAAGGGCUGGUCCCUGUGUCUGGGACCCACAUGUUAGUUGUAACUUUGUCCCCUGCCUCUAUAAUCCACUUAGAUGCACAAGAGCUAUAUGGGUUUCUGUAAACGAGUCCUGAUCACACCUAACAGGUACGGCUGUUGCUUGUUUUGAAGGUUUUUAUCUCCUUUUACCCUUUCAGAUUGUGCGACUAGUUUUGUGUUGGGUCCAAUUUCCUUUGCAGUCCUGAGACAAGGUUGUAAUCAGCGGCUUAUUCACAAGCACUGGAACUGUACGUGUUCUCUUUUCUUUUUCCAGCCCGACACUGGUUUUAGGUGGAGCUUCAGACUAAUAAACUUUGUCUCAACACAUCUGUAAUACAAAGCCGGUGCUAAAGAUUCAGUUAAUCGAAAGCUCGCCAUUGUCUUAAGUCCACACAAGUAUGUAAAGCUAACAUUUUAUUUUGCACCCUCAAAAUGCUCCUCAGUUAAAAUCCAGUUUAGUAGUGAGCAGGGAGGGAAUGUGACGUCAGGGGCACAAGCGAUUGCAGUUGCUGGAAUCUGGAGCAACUCAGCAGGUUGUUCACCAUCUGGUGGGGUAUUGGCAGAAGAAAUUGUUGACCAUUUAUGACGAGGCCCUGAAUCAGGAUCAAAUCCUGACCAGAAACGUCAACAAUUCUCUUCCCCUGUUGCCCCCACCACCACCCCAGGGAUGGGAUUUUGGUGCUUUUCCUCCAGCUAAUCGCAGGAGGAUUUAUUAAAAUGGUUCUAAAUUUCUCCCACUCACUAAGUGUAUUCUUUUAAAUGUCCAUUUUGGAGUUGUCCUCCACUACAGACCUCGCCGCAACCACCCUGCUCAUGAAAUCUCGCACUAGUGCAGCUCCCAAAUAAGUAUUUUCCCCUUGAGUCUUCCUCUGUUGUUCAUUUUGUCUGUGGUUUCUACUGCAGUCGAUAGUUGCUGUGAAUGUCCCAAAUGUCUGGGUGUUAAAAUUACAGAGGGGAACUUGCCAGUUAACUCCACGAUCAAAACUGAAAUCACCUUCCUUUUAAAGCAUGAUUAAAAACUAAACUACUGGAGGAAGUCAGCUGGUUAGGCAGGGGCUGCGCUGGAAAAUAUGCAGUCGGCCAUUUCAGGUCGAGACCAUUGAUCUCCUUCAAGAUGCAGAUGUGCUGAAUUCUUCCAGCAGUCUCUGUGUUGCUCCAGAUCCCAGUAUCCACCAUCUGGUGCAUCUUCGUUGCAGUACAAAGUUUGAAUUCUCCAUCCAUCACAGCCUUUUGGAGCAAUGUUCUGCCAACGUCUGCUUGUGAAUUAACAGCUUCCUGAUUUCACCCCCUAAUGAAAACUCUUAUUUUAAAAUUAAUUUGCGCCACAUAAAAUCCAUGUAACUGCCUUUCCUAGCGUCUAGUCUCCGGCCCUCAAAUUUACGUGAUUUCUUUCAAGUGCCCAACAGCUGUAAUCCUCUAAUUCUGGCCUCCUGCUCUUUCGCUGUACACAGCUGCAACUCCGUCUGUCUCAAGGCCUAAGCUCUGGAAUUAAUUCUUUAAACCUCUCCAUCUCUGUUUUAGUUGUCUGAAAUCUUGUGUUGACCAAGCCUUGGGUAAGCUCGUUAGUCUUAAAUGUUGGCUGAUAAUAUCACUGUGAAGUGGUUGGGGGAGAUUUACCUUAUUAAUGUUAUCCUAACAAUCCUUGCCAUAGGAAAGAACUCUGUACUCAGAGAAUCCUUUAAACGACUUGAGCACUGUUUUUAUCUUCACAUUUUGCAUAAAUCAGGAUUAUUGAAAAGAUUGUUGUCUGUUUUUAAUUAACUUGCUAACUGAAAUUGAGAUUACAAUUUCCCCUCUAUUUAUGCCAUUAUAAAUGUGUUUGAAUUCUAAUUAUUGAACAAUUUUGAUUCUGAAUGAUCAGAAAGGGACUAGUUUUGCACAUCUUCUAAGAUUCAUCUUUCAGAACUAAGCAACUUAGGGACAAGUAUUGGUUAUAUGUGUACUGGUGGGAGUCCAUUGUGGCAGAGAUGGACUGAUUAAUUUCAUUUUGUGUGUUGUCUACAUGUCAAAGCAAUGGAAAGGGCUGUAGUUCUUUUUACCUUUUUAUAGAUGAUUUGGCUCAUCUUUUUGGGAAAGUAUUGAGGCCUGUAAUUUUUUUUUAAAGUCAAGCUUUAAAAACAAGAAUAUCCAAAAUAGGGAUUGUAAUUUUAAUGUUCUGCCACAUGAUGCCAGCAGUGAGCAUUCUGAAGUUGUGUCUGAUCUAUGAAGCAAUAGUUAUAUUGAACUACAAUAUUAAAAAAGAUUCUUGAUGUGAGGGGAGGGGUGGUGAAGAUCGUCUUUAAGAACUUUUCCCUUAUCUUUAUUUAAAAUAUUUCCCCCCUCUUGUUUUCAUGACGUGCUCCUACCUCUAACAGAACACACAGCCCAUGUGUUCCCCGGUGACAGAUUAUAAUUCCCCGUUUGAGGAAUUGUCUUGUAAGGAAUGUAGAACUCUCCCAUUUGUCCACCUGAAUACAGUUCUCAAUAGCUGCUUCAGCAUUAAACCCAUCUGUCAGCUGCAUUGGAAAAUUGCAUUCGCUACCUUUUUGUCUAUGUUAAAUAGAAAUUUACCAAUUAUGUGCUCCUCUUCUGAACCCCCAUUUGCUGCAUUAAUAUAAGGGGUUAAUAGCUUUUGGUUAAUCUGUGACAUGUGCUGUAACCUGUUAGACGUUUCAACCUACUGCCUAAGCUAGACAUCUCACCCCAACAGCGACAUCUCCUUGUAAUAAUUACAUAUUCUGUUUCACAGUGUUCGCUUUAAAUCCUUCUGUUCGUUUUGGUAAGUCUUGUUGCAUACCGGACUAGUUUUCCUAGACUCUCAUCCAUGUUAGUUUUAUUUUUAGGUUAGAUUAUAGCCUACUUGUAGAUGGCUUGAUAUUUUUUGAAAAUAUAUUAAUUUAAAUGUUUCCAUUGUCGUGAACACUACAAUAACUGGUACAAAGAGAAUUGUAUCUAAGACUUUGACAGGUAUAUUGUAUGUUGUAUUUUUUGUUUGUGAGGACUGUCUUCAUUCCCUUCAUGCACUUGCACUCUAUACUGCGGCAGCUGAGACGAGCUGGAGGAGACACAGUCUUUAUAGUGAAUACCCACUGUCACCUUACAACUUGAUGUCAAGGACUGUCACCUUCUGCAUUCAAACAACACAAGACUGUGAUGGUGCUGACUGCUCUUUGCAUCUGUGAAUACAAACUGUUCUUAACCAGCAGAUUUUAAAAAGAACACAUAUAUACUAGUGUACAUUUUUGUGAACUUCAUAAUGUAAUAUAUACAUGAAGAUUGUUUUUUUUAAAAAAUUGUCUGGUUUCUUUUAUGUCAUUGUUUUUAUAAAAACAAGGUUUUACUCAGGCCUUUUGUUACCAGGUCCGCAAGGAGGUGUGGUCCAAGUUCCCUCCUAUUGUUUACUGCCCUGCAUUUGGAAAGCCCCAGAUACACAGGCAGGGGGGGUGGAGUGGGGAGGGGAGGGCUUCAAUACCGUCCUGAGGAUACCUCUUUUGUCAUUGAAUGGAAAUUAUAACAAGGCCAACUGGUUAGAUUUCUGUUUGUCCUAGGCAGCCAAGUAAAGGAUUGGUUUUUUUGCAUCUGUUAUCCUCACAACUGCAAUGGGAGGUGCCCAGAAAUCAGAUGCAUGCAGUGAGUCUGGGAAGGGGUAAAAGCACCAGCUUGUACCCAGUCCAGUUGGCACACAGAAUAAAUCCGGUAGCUUGUCAAGAUUUGACCGUUUGAACUGAUUGACAGCUGCAAAAGACGAGGUAAAUAGAAACCAGCUUCACCAUUGUGGACAAGUUACCUGUCAUUAUUUUCAAUAUAAACCUUCUCAGCUAAUUCCAGACAUGAUCAGGCAUACUGGUUUCCCCGGAUGAGAUUCGCCACUGUGUUAAUUUCACAAUUCAAAAGUUUUUAAUUUUUUUUAACUAGGAGUUGAGUAAGUCCAAUGUUGUUAAUGUGGCUGAUGUUGUACAGCCGUGUAAUAAGUUACGUGAAUAGGAGUGCGUUUUUAAAUGCUACUCGGCGAUAUUAACCAGCAGGAAGUUAUUAAGUUCAACUCUGAGUUUCAGAACAAUCACUGUGUGAGAAUAGUUAGGCUGACAGCACAAAAUAUUUUAGGAAGAACAUUCCAAA
Messenger RNA from Hypanus sabinus (Atlantic stingray), 11582 nucleotides. RefSeq names its product ubiquitin carboxyl-terminal hydrolase 49-like. Gene Ontology annotation, cellular component: cytoplasm. The record is from RefSeq and is a predicted model, not a curated record. NCBI's taxonomy places the organism in Eukaryota, Metazoa, Chordata, Chondrichthyes, Myliobatiformes, Dasyatidae. Gene Ontology annotation, molecular function: cysteine-type deubiquitinase activity; zinc ion binding. The transcript is spliced from 8 exons. Bases 729 to 2864 code for a protein of 711 amino acids. Gene Ontology annotation, biological process: protein deubiquitination.